This is a messenger RNA of Rhodofomes roseus, 1553 nucleotides long. RefSeq lists its product as uncharacterized. NCBI's taxonomy places the organism in Eukaryota, Fungi, Basidiomycota, Agaricomycetes, Polyporales, Fomitopsidaceae. Bases 81 to 1445 code for a protein of 454 amino acids. The transcript is spliced from 4 exons. The record is from RefSeq and is a predicted model, not a curated record.
AGUCGAGACGCGCGUGCGCUAUCGGCCGGUGGCUAAAUGGACCCCCCUCCUCCUCCUCCUCCGAGAGCAGCCUGAGUAGAAUGAUCUCUCGAAUCCAGCGUGAUCUAUUCCGUCCCAGCGUCCAGCCCGGUCAAGACGUGCCACGUGCAGGAGCCGAUGAACCUGGACUCCGAGUCGGUGCAUUCGAACAAACCGUCGAGACAUCGAGUGGAUCAGCCGCCCUGUGCGGUACCUUGCCGCAAACCCUCACCGCCCGCGCUCCUCUUGAGGUUUUCGAGCUCAUAAUCGAUGGAAUGGACCAGCCGACGCUCGCUGCCGCUGCGCCCGUAUGCACGGCAUGGUACCCUCGGGCGAUGUCCAACCUCUACAGCACCAUCCAGAUCUGCGACCGGACAAGCUACAACAUGCUAUUCAAGCAGUCUCGUUCAUCUCUUCGUCUCAAACACUGGCUCGCGACUACGCGUGAGCUGAUGAUCGAGGACGCCUAUUAUCACCGUCCCCACUUUCUCCACGCACUAUCGCUGACCAUGGGCCGCGCGAUGGCUGGGGUACGGACCCUUCAGCUUCGCUUCACACGUCCACUACGGCGCCCCGAUUUCUUCAGGGGUCUGUCGCAAUCUGAAUCCGUCAAUUCAUUGACCCUGACGAAUUGCAUGGCGCCCAACGUCUCAUUGCUUUCGCGGAUCAUUUGCGCCUUCCCUCAGCUCACAGAGAUGACCAUGCAGAACGUUGCAUGUUAUCCUUCCCGGAGCUACGCUACUCAUACGGGAGGCCCACACUUUCAGCCGCGGUCGGAGUCAAACAUACGCCUUCGACGUUUGAAUAUCAGCGCGGACGAAGGGCUCAUGAAGAGGUUUCUGGAGUGGCUUGUGCUGUCAGAAUUAUCCACCGAUCUGGGUGAUCUGACAGCAGAGCCGGAUGGCGAUGCUUCAGUGCAAAGUAUCAAUGAAUUCCUCAGAGCGGUGGGGUCGUCUCUGACACGGUACAAUGAACGCAGUUUUACAUGCUAUGGUCACAGCGACCUCACGCACAACACUUCCUUGCGGUCCUUAGGGUUUCCUCUGAUCAACAUCGGGUUCAGGCGCCUGUUGCCGGAUGACUGGUCCAGAGUGACAGACGAGUUACUCGGCAUCCUCACUACGGUCCGGAGCUGCCACCUUGAAUGCAUCACGAUCGUGGCAUGGUUCAACGUCAGCAAGGCUACUGACAAGGACUUGCGCAGCCGUGACGUCCUGAAGGGGCUCGAACUGCGAAACAUGCACGAAGUCGCGAACCAGAAAUACUUCGACAUGUUGAAGGAUGUCCAGAUUGAGAUACACCUGCGCGGCGUAGGUCACCGGGGAUAUAGAGAUCCAAACAGCAUUGGCCAAAGGAUUAGGGCCGUGUUUCGUGGUUUGCUGAGACCAUGGUUUGACCGCGGGAUAGUCGAGGUGUCCUGGGAUUAACAAGAGAAAGACUAGUGAUUUGUCAAUCUACAGGGCGAUAUAUGUGGAUUUGGAGGACGCAGUGGCCUUGGGUGUUCGAAUUGUAUCGGAAGUGCAUAUGCAAUUUCU